This is a messenger RNA of Dimorphilus gyrociliatus, 2231 nucleotides long. The record is from the annotation of a GenBank genome assembly. NCBI's taxonomy places the organism in Eukaryota, Metazoa, Annelida, Polychaeta, Dinophilidae.
AAAUCCAAUCAAGUGGAACGGGAGCCACACGAAUCAGGUGGAAACUUGUAUAAUAGCCACACGGCUUGCCCCCGAGACAAUUAAUGGAAACAAGAAAUCUUGUUGAUUCGCAUCGAGAAAAUUUAAAGUGGUAUUAAACUCGCCACUCACUACCAAGCAUGUCAGAUUUAUCAUCGCUACCUAAAUAUUUGGAAUCAUACGCACAACAUAAAACGCCUAGUAGCAAGGAUUGGAAAAACUAUUGGUUGGUAUUAAGAGGGAAUGUCAUAUUCGUUUUUGACAGUGGCAACGGUUUCCGAGAUUAUGAAGCACAUAAGGGAACGCUUACUGUAAAUUUACAAUCUGAAGUACGAAAUGUUUCGGUAGACAAGCAUAAAAAGUAUAAGUUUGAAUUAGUAACGAUAGCUCAUAAUGGAACGAAAAAAAUUAAUAAAUUUAAGUUCGAUAAUGAAGUACUCGGUGAAACUUGGAGAGGUUUUAUAUAUGGGUUAAGUAAGGGUGAUGUACCACAAGAUAUUCGUCUUACUUUUGACAAGAUUUCAAACAUUCGAAGAACUAUUGCGCCUUUCGUUUCGGGAAUAAAGCACUCACCUAGACAUGAUAGGGAGGAUGAUGAUGAAGAUUAUGCGGGGGCGCAUUCACGGCAAAACAUGAGAAAACGACAAAGUGAACCAAUGAUACAAUCUCACGUUUGGCGAAAAACUGUCGGUGCAACCUCAAACUUAAGAAUUAAUUAUGACGGCAAUAAAGAAAAUCACGAUGACCCAACGGGUAGACGUCAACAUAGAACCGAAGCUUUCCGAAGACGGCCGAAUUCUUCCCGAGAAUUAGGUAUUAAUGUAUCUGUACCAAUGAGAAGUUUAGGAGGAACGUACGAAGAAUUCUCUCGUCAAUACGGAACUCCAAUUCCACAAUUUCAACAAAAAGCAAAAACGAUGCAUGCGCAUAAAUUCUAUAGAGUCGAAAGAAAUCAAACUGUUCCAAGUUGGUUUUUCGAAGGCUGUUCAAGGGACGAUGCCGAAGCUAUUUUAAUGUUGGGAAAGAGAUUUGGUAAUGUACUUAUGAGGGAAAGUGUAACUUUCAAAAGCUCUAGGAGCUACGUAAUAUCUGUUAGAAGAGAUAAGAAAGAUGGAACACAACUCAAUCACUAUGAAGUUAAGCCUCACGGAGACGGCUAUAAAUUAAAUGUUGAAAAUCCUCACGACGAAAUGGCGUGCCUGAGUGACGUAAUGAAUUUUUUUGUUAAAAUUAUUGGCCGAGAUAUCUCUGCCAUGACAACAAAUAACCUAAAAGAAAUUGGCUUCUUAAAAGAAGAAGGCAGACAUAAACGAUUUAGUCCAACUGAUAGUGGAUUUGAAGAUCCUAUUGACCCAUCCGAAAAUUGGCGUAGAAGUUCCGAUGCUGAUACCGAAUAUUUAGAAGCUAAUAAUCGUCCUAUAUUAGAUAACAAAGAAUCGACACCAACACGAGGUAGAGAUGAGGUAUCAGCUUCGCCGAAAUCUGAUUUUUCCCAACUUAUUGGGGAAGCAAGCAGGAAUCUUCGACAAACUUCGAAGGUGAAUAAUACAAAUGACCCUCCUCCUCCCCUGCCGGAUGGUCAUCCUGUUUUGGGUAAAAACAGUACGCCUACGACUAAAGCUGAUCAAGCUUCAAAUUCAAUUCAAAAUCGAAUGAACGUAGCUACUGCAAACGGUUUAACUUUUCACGACGAACUACGCCAACGUUUAGCACAGAAAAAGGAACAAAUCUAUUCAAACGCCGAAGAGGCAAAGACGCCGUAAGCUUUCUUUAGCUUGAAUUUCUUUUCAAAAUUACCACCGAUCAUAGAAUAUAAAAUUGGAAUUAAUCAAAUUAUCUUCGUACAAGAUAAUAAAUCAACAAUAUAUAUAAAUGUAUACAGAACAGAAAUAAUAUAAUUAGUUGUCUUAUUUAAAAAGUAUUGAAAUGUAAUACGCAACUGAAGUAUUAUAUUUACUAGCGAGCUAUCCGGAUAAAAUCGAUCUAUUGUUAAAUGCUGAGAGUUAUAUAAGACAUUUCUAUGUUUUAAAUGAAUUUUGAUAAUAAAUUAACAAUAUAAAUUUUAGAUUAUUUUCUUCUACGAACAUAUUGUGAAAGUUUUUUUUAUAUGAUGUUUUCGUUUGAAUACUUUUAUAGCAAUAAAUUAAUUAUUUUUAGUGUUGAGUACUUAAAUUUAAACACAGAAUACAAUAUAAUAAAAUUGUUAUUUGAGA